Lagopus leucura (white-tailed ptarmigan) is the source of this 3044-nucleotide messenger RNA. RefSeq names its product ATP binding cassette subfamily B member 6 (Langereis blood group) (gene ABCB6). Gene Ontology annotation, molecular function: heme binding; ATP hydrolysis activity; ABC-type heme transporter activity. The transcript has 19 exons. Lineage: Eukaryota; Metazoa; Chordata; Aves; Galliformes; Phasianidae. The coding region runs from base 164 to 2758 and encodes 864 amino acids. Gene Ontology annotation, biological process: heme transport; transmembrane transport. The record is from RefSeq and is a predicted model, not a curated record. Gene Ontology annotation, cellular component: membrane.
AACGGGAACGCCGGCGCGGUCGGGACCGCGAUGUGUUCAGGAAGAGGCCCCCGCACGUCGCUCCGCCAGUGCCGGCCCGGCGUGUCUCUGCGCUGCCCUGCCCUGCCCUGAGCCUUGCGUUUCCCCGUGUAUUGCCGGCGCUACCCGCUGCAGACCAGCCAGGAUGGCAUUGCUGAGGGGAUACUGCGAGGCCAACAGCUCCAUGGCACAGGCCUGGGUGCAGCAGGGCUUCCAGCCCUGUUUCUUCUUCACGCUGGUGCCAGCCGUGCUGCUGAGUGUCUGCCUGCUGCUGGGUGCCCUGCAGUAUGCCUGCUACGUCCGUUUUGGCCGUGCCAUGGAGCCCAAAUACAUCCCUCGCUCGCAUCUUUACCACACCCAGGUCCUGCUGUCACUGCUGCUGGCCCUGCUGCCCCUCGGUGGGCUUCUCUGGCAGCUGGCCGGCCCAGGGAGGCUCUAUGGGUACAUGGUGCUGUAUACCUGCCUCUGGGCUGCUGCCUGGGGCUGCGCCAUUGCCCUCCUGCAGCUGGAGCACACACGGGUGCUGGCACAUGACCGCACACGGGGCCAUGGCACUGUCCUCCUCCUCUUCUGGGCGCUGGCCUUUGCUGCUGAGAACCUGACGCUGGUGUGCUGGAGGAGCCCAUUGUGGUGGUGGGCGCUGCAGGACACCGACCAGAAGGUGCAGUUCAGCCUCUGGCUGCUGCGCUAUGUCUGCACCUUCACACUCUUCAUCCUGGGCAUGAAGGCGCCUGGGCUGCCCCACAAACCCUACAUGCUGCUGGUCAACGAGGAGGAGCGGGAUGUGGAGAACAGCCAGCCACUGCUGCAGGAUGCAGGCAGGACCAGCUCUACCUGGAAGGAUUUCCGGAGGAAGUUGCGCCUGCUGGUGCCGUACAUGUGGCCGAAGGGCAACCGCCUGCUGCAGGGGCUGGUGCUGUUCUGCAUGGCGCUCAUGGGGCUGGAGCGAGCUAUCAACGUCUUUGUCCCCAUCUACUACAAGAAUAUUGUGAACGAGCUGACUGAGGGUGCUCCCUGGCACACCCUGGCCUGGACCGUUUGCAUCUAUGUGGGGCUGAAGCUCCUGCAGGGCGGAGGUGCUGGCUCCACGGGCUUCAUCAGCAACCUGCGCACCUUCCUGUGGGUGUGGGUGCAACAGUUCACCAACCGGCAGGUGCAGGUGCAGCUCUUUGCCCACCUGCACAGCCUGUCUCUGCGCUGGCACCUGGGCCGCCGCACCGGUGAGGUGCUGCGCAGCGUGGACCGGGGCACCAGCAGCAUCAACAGCCUGCUCAGUUACAUCGUCUUCAGCAUCUUCCCCACCAUCGCGGACAUCAUCAUCGGCAUCGUGUACUUCACCUCCGUGUUCAGCGCGUGGUUUGGACUCAUCAUCUUUGUGUGCAUGAGCCUCUACUUGACGCUCACCAUCUUCAUCACUGAGUGGAGGACCAAGUACCGGCGGGACAUGAACACGCGAGACAACGAGGCCAAGUCCCGUGCUGUGGAUUCGCUGCUCAACUUUGAGACAGUGAAGUACUACAAUGCAGAGAGCUACGAGGUGAACCGCUUCAACGAUGCCAUUGUCAAGUACCAGCUUUCCGAGUGGAAGGUCAGCGCCUCGCUGGGUCUUCUCAACCAGACCCAGAACCUGGUCAUCGGGCUGGGGCUUCUGGCGGGGUCUCUGCUCUGUGCCUUCUUUGUCACUGAGGGGAAGCUGCAGGUGGGGGAUUUUGUCCUUUUUGGCACCUACAUCAUCCAGCUCUACACACCGCUCAACUGGUUUGGCACCUACUACAGGAUGAUCCAGAACUCCUUUGUGGACAUGGAGAACAUGUUUGAGCUCUUCCAUGAGGAGCAAGAGGUGAAGGAUGCAGUGAAUGCCGGGGAGCUGCACUUGGAGGCUGGGCGCAUCGAGUUUGAGAAUGUGCACUUCAGUUAUAUUGAUGGGAAGGAAAUCCUGCAGGACAUCUCCUUCUCUGUGAUGCCUGGGCAGACCCUGGCCCUGGUUGGGCCUUCGGGCUCGGGUAAGAGCACCAUUAUCCGUCUGCUCUUCCGCUUCUACGACGUGCGGGGUGGCUGCAUCCGCAUCGACAGGCAGGACAUCUCCCAGGUGAAGCAGGCAUCAUUGCGUGCCCACAUCGGGGUGGUGCCCCAGGACACUGUGCUCUUCAAUGACACCAUCGCCAACAACAUCCGCUACGGGCGGGUGCAGGCCACUGACGAGGAGGUGCAGGAGGCGGCGCGGGCCGCCGACAUCCAUGACCGCAUCCUCUCCUUCCCUGAUGGGUACAGCACCCAGGUGGGGGAGCGGGGGCUGAAGCUGAGCGGGGGGGAGAAGCAGCGUGUGGCCAUUGCCCGCACCAUCCUGAAGGGCCCCCGCAUCAUUCUUCUGGACGAGGUAAUGGCACUAACCCCCCCUAGCAGCAUCCCCCUCCCACAUCUGCUCGCUGCCCAUGUCCUUCUCUCGCAGGCCACCUCUGCGCUGGACACGGAGACUGAGAGGAACAUCCAGGCCUCUUUGGCCAAGGUCUGCGCCCAGCGCACCAGCAUCGUUGUGGCACACAGACUCUCUACCAUUGUGGGUGCAGACCAGAUUCUGGUGCUCAAAGAUGGGCGCAUCGCUGAACGCGGGAGGCAUGAGGAGCUGCUGCAGAAGGGAGGUAUCUAUGCCAGCAUGUGGCUGCAGCAGCAAGUGGGGGAAGAGGGCGAGAGCAAGGAGCAGCACACUGAGAAGCCCCCCAGCAGCAAGAAGGAGCCAUGAGUGCAGCCGGGUGUGACCAAGGGAUGGGGCACCCAUGGUUGGUGCUGAGACCCCACUGCUGGCUGCGGCUACCUGUGUGUGUUGGGAGCUGCAGGGCCCAGCCUGGACACUCCGUUUGUACCUGUUUGUUCUGCUGUGGAAUAGCUUCUUAAACCAGGUCCUUCUCAGCUCUGUGCUGUGUGCUCUGGACAGGGGGUGCGCCUGUGGGAUGGCCCUGGGGAGGGAGCUGUGGGCCUCAGGGACCCCAGCAGAAGGGUACAGCUCCAAUACACCAUUCCUCAAAGCC